CAACCAUGGCGUCCGGAGGUGGCGGCGACACCAUGCAGAUCACUCUGAAAACCCUCCAGCAACAGACCUUCAAGAUCGACAUCAACCCUGAGGAGACGGUUAAGGCACUGAAAGAGAAGAUUGAAUCUGAAAAGGGAAAGGAUGCCUUUCCAGUAGCAGGCCAAAAAUUAAUUUAUGCAGGCAAAAUCCUCAACGAUGAUACUGCUCUCAAAGAAUACAAAAUUGAUGAGAAGAACUUUGUGGUGGUUAUGGUGACAAAACCCAAAGCAGCAGCUACUUCAACACCAUCGCCAGCUACAACUCAACAAUCAAAUCCUGCUACCACUACUACAGUUAGUUCAUCUACAGCAGCAUCUGUGGCUCAAGCCCCAACUCCUUCCCCUGCCUUGGCUCCCACCCCUACACCUACAUCUGUCACUCCAACACCAACUGCAGCAGCUUGUGAACCUAUACCUACUAGUUCUCCUAAGGAAGAGAAACCAGCAGAGAAGCCGGUGGAAGCUCCUAUUGGUAUUAGCCCAACAUCUUCUGACAGUACCCUGGGUGACUCUUCUCAGUCAAACCUUUUUGAAGAUGCAACAAGUGCUCUUGUGACGGGCCAAUCCUAUGAAAAUAUGGUGACUGAGAUCAUGUCAAUGGGCUAUGAACGAGAGCAAGUAAUUGCAGCACUGAGAGCGAGUUUCAACAACCCUGAUAGAGCAGUGGAAUAUCUUUUAAUGGGUAUCCCAGGAGAUAGAGAGAGUCAGGCUGUGGUGGAUCCCCCCCAGGCUGCCAGCACAGGGGCUGCUCAGUCUUCAGCGGUGGCAGCAGCUGCAGCCACGACAACAGCAACAACUACUACUACUACUACUUCUGGAGGACAUCCACUUGAAUUUUUACGGAACCAGCCUCAGUUCCAGCAGAUGAGACAAAUUAUUCAACAGAAUCCUUCCCUUCUGCCAGCCUUGUUACAGCAAAUAGGACGAGAAAAUCCUCAGUUAUUGCAGCAAAUCAGCCAACAUCAAGAGCAUUUUAUUCAAAUGCUAAAUGAACCAGUUCAAGAAUCUGGUGGUCAAGGAGGAGGUGGGGGUGGCAGUGGAGGAAUAGCUGCAGCUGGAAGUGGUCACAUGAACUACAUUCAAGUAACACCUCAGGAAAAAGAAGCUAUAGAACGGUUAAAGGCAUUAGGAUUCCCUGAAGGACUUGUGAUACAGGCUUAUUUUGCUUGUGAGAAGAAUGAAAAUUUGGCUGCCAAUUUUCUUCUACAGCAGAACUUUGAUGAAGAUUGAAAGGGACUUUUUUCUUUUUAAUCUCAUACUUCACACCAGUGCAUUACACUAACUUUGUUCACUGGAUUGUCUGGGAUGAUUUGGGCUCAUAUCCAUAAUACUUGGUAUAAGGUAGUAGGUGGUUGGUGGUGGGGUGGGAGGGGAUAUAGGAAAUAGGGCAGGAAUAAAUACAGUGCAUGUCUGCUUUAAAUUAGCAGAUGCAGAAAAUCCACACAGUGUAAAAUACUAUACAACCAAAAAUCAGCUUUUGCAGGUAUUUAGUUCCUUCUGUAAAACUGUAGGUAACUUUUCCUAGGUUUUCACUCUUUUUAGUGUACUAGAUCCAGAAAUUUAGUGUAAUGCCCUGCUUCUUGUUUCUUUUGACUUAACAUUGGUUUUGGAGAGAGCCUUUGCUACCUAGAAUCUACAAUCUCUAUUUCAUGGCAACACUGGAUAAUGGCUUUGUGAAAUUCAAAAGAUUUUUGGAGCAACUGUAAACAUAAAUGCCAAAUUAUAGGUGGUUAUUUUUGCUGCUUCAAAUAUGUAUGAAAUUAGUGUAAGAAAGCCCAUUCUUUCAUGUUAAUUGCUGGGGGGCAGGGAGAAAUCCUUUCUGAUGAAAAUCAUUACUACUAUUUUAAAAUUCCUUGAUCAUUGAAUGUGAGACCCCUUCUAACAUGAUUUAAGAAGCUGUACACAUACAGGCAAAGUUAUUUUCCUGUCGAUGAUUUUUUUUUCUUUUGGUGAAAAAAAUGGUAGAAACCUAAUUACUGUUUACUUCAAUGUUAUAUUGCAGUAAAAGUUUUAAAAUAACCAUUGCAUGUUUGCUUUUGAUGUAUCCCAUUGUGAACUGAGCACUUUUGGGGCCUAUGGAGAAAUGUAGCAUCCACUCUCCCUUCUCUCUCCCCUCCCCUCAGCAGAAAUGUUUUGAGUUCCAACUGCUACCUUUUUUUUUUAACUGAUUAAAAAGCUGAUCCAGUUUAAAAUUGAAGGAAAUAUUUCAAGGCUAGUUUUCUGAUGCUUGUACACUUUUUCCCCUUUCUCAUAUGGGAGUAUAUGGCCAACUCAAGCCACUGGCAUUGUAUUGCUUUCUUUUAAAAAAAAAAGUUCAUAGAACUGUCUCCAGCAACUUUUCUUCCACUAGAACAAAAAGGGCAAAACCUAUUGGGAGGGUUGGGAAAUGGAAGCUGGUAAAAGAUAAAACUUUGGAAAAUAGACAAACAAUCAAGGUAACUCAUGGCAUAUUAAAAGGAAAAUCUUAAUAGCA
This is a messenger RNA of Trichosurus vulpecula (common brushtail), 2511 nucleotides long. Its product is annotated as UV excision repair protein RAD23 homolog B-like. Gene Ontology annotation, cellular component: nucleoplasm; cytosol. NCBI's taxonomy places the organism in Eukaryota, Metazoa, Chordata, Mammalia, Diprotodontia, Phalangeridae. The record is from RefSeq and is a predicted model, not a curated record. Gene Ontology annotation, biological process: proteasome-mediated ubiquitin-dependent protein catabolic process; nucleotide-excision repair. The coding region runs from base 6 to 1268 and encodes 420 amino acids. Gene Ontology annotation, molecular function: ubiquitin binding; proteasome binding; polyubiquitin modification-dependent protein binding. The transcript has a single exon.